UUCUAGUUUCCACGAACGACAGCAAUAAAAACAUUUAUUUGUAUGGUAUGUGUUGUAAGAAAUUAACAAAAAUAUAUUUAUAGAUUUCGAGGUACAUACCUGGAUGCUAUGCAUAUUAUAAUGAAUAUAAUAUUUGUUACAUUUAUAGUUAUCUUACGAUUUUCAGUAGUAACUUCAGAUAAAUACAAAAAUUUGCCGCCUGUAUUCAAAAUGGAGGAUUACAUGGAGUGCAUAGAGAAAAAUCAUUCGUAUUGCAAGAUAAAUGCUAUUUUAAAGAACAGAGGAUAUGAAAACAACUAUCUAUGGAACUUGAUUAAUGAUUCUAUUAAUGAUAAAAACAGCUAUGAUCGCAGUAUUAUUCAUAGGGUCAUAUGCGUUCCAAAGAAAGAAGCUCUUGAUUUACAAUCAGCUAAAAAGUUUGCUGAAUUACAUCUAAAUGAAGAAAUUAAGGAAACUAAUUUAUUUGCACUAGUAGAAGAAAUUAUUUGUACCGCAAAAAAUAAAGUUAAAAUAAUUGAAUUUUACGAUCAACUACUACUGUAAGUUUUUUUAUGUGAAUUUCUCUAAAUGGAAAGAAUUUAUUAUUUGAUGAUUUCAAAAUAACUUGAAAAUAAAAUUAUGGCAGAUAUCUAUUUAAAUUUACUGAUUUUUAGGUUUUCGUUAGUGGUAUAUAUGUCUUUAAUUUUAUACGCUACGGUAUACGACAGACUGAGAGGAAAUUGUUCAAGUAAA
Anoplophora glabripennis (Asian longhorned beetle) is the source of this 732-nucleotide messenger RNA. RefSeq lists its product as uncharacterized. NCBI's taxonomy places the organism in Eukaryota, Metazoa, Arthropoda, Insecta, Coleoptera, Cerambycidae. The record is from RefSeq and is a predicted model, not a curated record. The coding region runs from base 109 to 543 and encodes 144 amino acids. The transcript has 4 exons.